Molecule: messenger RNA, 3340 nt
Organism: Spinacia oleracea (spinach)
Lineage: Eukaryota; Viridiplantae; Streptophyta; Magnoliopsida; Caryophyllales; Amaranthaceae
Exons: 3
Coding region: 515-2941 (808 amino acids)
Source: RefSeq, a predicted model, not a curated record
CUUUCUUCCAUACCAACACCCAAAAGCUUCUUCCUUAGGAGAGAGAAAAUACUCAGAAACACAUACACAGAGGAGAGAGAAACUAAGGAACAACAAACCCAAAUUGCUCAACUUUCGUCGCUUUCCGAUCAUACCAAUUUGUCGGAAAUAUACCCCAAUUUAUUUAUAAUUUAUCAAUCAAAUCCAGAUACAAACCCUAGAAUUUUUUCUUAUAAAAAAAAGGAAAAAUCUUCGCCCCAAAAAAAUAAAAAUCAGAGAUGAUUUUAUUCCCAAUUUGAAUGGAAACCCUAAUCAUCUUCCUCCUUUUUAAUCAAUGGCGUCUUCUCCUAUUUCCCUCACCACUUUCCGCUUCUCUCUCUUCUUCGCUGCCGGUUGAUCGCCCCUUUAAUCAACUACCUUCUUAAUCUCCGUUUUUUAUUUGAUUAAACCUGUAAAAUAGAGAAAAUCUGCCAAUUUGUGUUUUUGUUGGUUUGCUGUAAAGUUGUAGAAGUAUACCCUGUUUUUUUUUGAAGUUAUGGGAAGCUCAGAGAGUGGUGGGGUGAGGGACGGUGGGGCGGGUUCAAUAGUGUGGGUUCGGAGGCGAAACGGGUCGUGGUGGCCGGGGAAAAUACUCGGUCCGGAUGAGCUUUCGGCUUCUCAUCUUAUGUCACCUCGAUCUGGAACUCCUGUUAAGCUUCUUGGUAGAGAAGAUGCUAGUGUGGAUUGGUAUAAUCUCGAAAAAUCAAAGCGCGUGAAGGCAUUUCGAUGUGGUGAGUUUGAUGAUUGCAUUGAGAGAGCUGAAGCCUCCCUGGGACUUCCUGCAAAGAAACGUGAAAAGUAUGCCCGGAGAGAAGAUGCCAUACUUCAUGCUCUUGAACUUGAAAAACAAUUUUUUGAAAGAAAAUAUGGGAAAUCAGGUAGCACUCAUUUGAUUCGAGAAAAACCAUUCGAUUCUGAGAGAAAGGAUUUAAUUAGAUCAUCUGGAGGUUUGGAAAAUGGCAAUGGGAAACUCGUAAACCAUGAAUUACGUCAACUUGGCAGGACAGUUGAUAUAUCUAAUUUAAUGGAGAGAAAAGGUGUGUCCAUGUACACACAUAAAGCUAUAGAUGGAACUCAUCCAAGUUUAGAAGAGAGUGGCACUGAUUUAAGCUUUCAAGUAAGAGGGUUGCAUGGUUUUGGGCUGAAGGAAGUGGCUACACCUAGAACAAUUUACAAUUCGGUUGUGCCUGAGGAAUCUAAAAAAAUGGCAGUUGAUGGUCAUGUAUAUGCUGCCCCAACAACUGACCCUUGCUUUGAGAAUUCUAGUGAUUCAGAUUCCAGGAAUUCCCUUGGCAAGCGGAAGCGGUCGCUAGAGUGCUUAAUUGAGGAGCCUGUUCCUAAAAAACGAGAUAGGCUGCAUUCCUUUGUCAAAGUCAGGCAAAAUAAUGCAAAGUCACAUGCUAGUUUUUUGCAUCCCGAUGUGCACAGAAAGGAAAUUCCCGUAGAUGGUAUUCAUCGAUCUAUGUACUUUCCAUCCGAGUCGCAUGAGAUAUUUGUUACCAAGCAAGGAGGCCAGAUGGAAACGCCACUUUCCCAGCUUGAUAUGGGCAACUUUCGAUCUAAGCGUGGCACUUCUGUAGAAGAGACUACUUCUGGAUCAUCAGAAGAAACUGAAUCUGAUUCAUCCGAGACCCAUUCUCUAGAAGCACAUGUGGAGGCCGGCGCAAUGCUUUCAGAUGCUGAUACGUGCAUCAGAACACAGCCAAGAAUGCUUGAUAGAUUGCAAAUGCAAGCGGGUCAUGAAAGUACGAGCGGCGAUGAAUCUGAUGAGCUGUCACUCGAUGAGAGGUCUCAGUUUUAUUUUCAUGAUCCAAGUCCUGCAUCCGGGGUUUCUAAAUGGCAGUUGAAAGGGAAAAGAAAUGUUCGCCAUAUCAACAAGAGACCUGUAGUAGACAACAGAUUCACUUCUGGAUCAUAUCUUGAAACAGGGGGUAGUAGUUCAAUGAGCCACAGGGCACCACCAAAUCAUGGCUUGAGUUACUAUCAUGACAAUGGCUACACCAAUGAUACUGAUAAUAUGGACGAAGACUUUGACCCUCAUUCGCAGGGAUUAAGUAAAAGGGGUUACUUGCCAUCACAAGCUGCAGCGAGAAGGCAUAAUUUCAUUGGCCAGAAUAAUAUGAUCAAUUGGGAUGAGUUCACAUGGGGUAGGCAAUUGAGAGGAUUCUGGGAAGAGAGAGGUGGCUGUUUUGAUCCAAUGUUUGGUGGGCGAAAUGGGCAUGACUUGUUGAUAGAUGUAGACCUGAAAGUUCAAGCAAACCGCAAAGGGGGCGAGCAUGUACCUUGGGUUUCUCUGAUGAGCAGGUUAAAUGGGAAGGCAAUUAUAGGUCACCCUAUCCAAAUUGAAACCCUUGAAGAUGGAUCAACCGAUAUUCUUGUAUCAACAAGUGAUGAUGUAUUUGGUGAUGUAAGAUAUGAUGACUCUGAUAGAAGCAAAGCUGCUCCACCAGUAUGGAGGACUGCUAAGAGGACAGCCAAUUUUCGAGUGCCACGUCCUCAUCCAUCUUCUUCUUCCCAAUUGGAUGGCGAUGAAGAAGAUUCUGAUGAUCAGUAUAUUCAUCAGCUCAGGAAAGUACGGUCCAAAAAGUCACUUCCUUCAAAUUCAGUUCGAAAAGGCGGUAUUAUGACGAAAAAGACCAAGUUUCCAUUUCAAGGGAUGAAGAAGCUGACACGGAAAGUGAAUAUGUCUUCAAACCAGAAGACAAAAGCUCUGUCUUCCAUUGGUAUUGAUCAGAAGUUCCCUGUAAAGAAGAAAGAGGAGGAUACAAGUAGCUGUCAGAUUGAUGAUGGUGUGAUGAAAUCUGGGAAUUCAGAUCCUCAAAAAAUGGCCUGUAUUCCUGUCAAACUUGCUUUCAGUAGAUUACUCGAGAGUGUUGGUAGACCGCCUUCUGCACCCCCUAAUAAGGAAAGAAAUCCGGCUUAGGUACCACUCUGUAAAUUGUAAGUUGGGGAUGAAUAAUCUUUAUACCAUUUUAAUAGUCGAUACCUUGCUAAUUCUUUCGAGAUAGAAAACAGACCGCAUCAGUAUAGAUCUCCUGCAAUCUGGAGCUUAAUUAACGGAGUAUUUGCUGUCUUCGGAACAUGGAGAUGAAUCCCUUACAGGUAUAUGGCUUCUGAUAGUGAUAGUCUCAAUAGAGUGGAAAACAACUACUCUUCUUUGUUGAUCAGUAGGGAAGUUAUUAUAGUUAUACUCAGUUAUCAGUAUUUAAAGUAGCACAUUUAGUUUUGACAUGAAAAUUGUAAAGUUUAAUGUAAAUGUUUUCAAUAUUUCUAAGUAUACAUUCCUCCUUUUUUAUAUGAUAGCUUUUUAGCUUUUGUGUAA